Molecule: messenger RNA, 6270 nt
Organism: Cotesia congregata
Lineage: Eukaryota; Metazoa; Arthropoda; Insecta; Hymenoptera; Braconidae
Source: the annotation of a GenBank genome assembly
AUGGAAGAUUACACUCCGGUAGACGAGGACUUUCCUGGUCGGCUUUUGCACCAAGCAGCAUUGUGGGACAACGCGGAGCUGCUGGAAGACCUUCUUGGCGGUGAGCAUGCCCAGUAUAUAAACAACCAGGACUCGUGGGGCCGCGCUCCGCUGCAUGCAGCCGCGAUAACUGAAAACUCUAGAUGUCUCGGAGUAUUAUUAUCAGCUGGAGCAAACCCGAACAUUCCCUGCGGCCCACGAGGUCAGUACCGAACUCCACUGCACGUCUGCGCGGAGCACGGCCACUCUGGGAACAUAAAAAAACUGCUGGAGUACAACGUCAACCUGGGAGCCGUGGACGCGAACAAUCUCAACCCUCUGGCAAUUGCUGAGAAGAAUAAUGACACUACUUGUGUAAUUCUGCUGGAAAAAGCAGCUGAGAAGUAUGAACUAGCCCGAGCAGCGACUCACGCUACUCUAAGGGCGGCUUGUAUCCAGGGUGACACCGUUGCGGUGAGAAGUAUCAUUCAAAAUUGCGACUGCUUUGAGUUUGUUGUUAACAUGGCGCCCAAUGGGGCCAACACUUUGCUUUUUGUAGCCUCAGAACUCGGUCACAGGGACAUAGUCCGUCUUCUGCUGGACAACGGAGCAGACUGUCGCAGUCAUCCCGUGACAAAGUACUGUCCUCUGUACAUCGCUUGCUACAACGGGAAGCUGGAGAUUGUUGAGCUCCUGCUCCGGUACUUUCCGAAGCAAAUCCAGUCGCUGACUGUUGAAAGAUGGUUGCCGAUCCACGCAGCAGCGAUUAAUGGUCACCAUGCUGUCGUGGAUUUGUUGCUCAAGUUCGAGUAUCCUCAGCACCUGAACCAGCGCUUCAAGGAUCCGUCCAGUGAGUUCGAGUACGAGAUGACGUUUGACAUCAACACCCAAGACGUCACCGGUCAGAACGUUCUCUACAUCGUCAGCGUGCUCGGUAAUGUUAAAAUAGUUGAGCUUCUGCUUAAUUUUAGAGUUAAGUCUAACAAAAUUAAGACCGAAGAAGGCAUCAGUCAGCCGAUAUCGGUCUCCAAGCGCAGGAUCUCCAGUGGAAUUCAGAGACUGAUGUCCAGUCUUAAUUUCCGCAGCAAGAAUAGUGACAAGAGAGACGAUAAUUUGAUCUCGCCGAUUAAUCUGGAUAUUUACUGCAACAACAGCUCAGAAACUGCCCUGCAUGCUGCUGUCAAGACGGGUCACACGGAGGUUGUUGCAGCGUUGCUUCAGGCGGGGGCUAACCCCAACCUGCCCAUCAAUAUUAAACUAAAUGAUGGAAGCACUAGUAGUGCUAGCAGUACUGACAACAACGAGGGAAUUACCAGUGUACUGACAAUAGCGUGCCAAAAUCGCGAUGUCAAGAUCACUGACUUGUUGCUGAAGCACGGCGCAGUGGACAAUGACUGCAGAGCGCUUAAAAUUGCAGCACAGAAUCGCGAUGAAGUUCUCACUGCAAAACUGCUGUCUAUAAAAGCGCAUCCUGAUCCAGAGUAUAAGAUCAACAAAAAAGCAAUGACUGAAGGAACGCAAACCUCCCAUUUCUCAGCAUUGUCCAGUUUUGGAAAUGUUACCUACCCGUCAUUGUUCCCCAACACGCCUACGAUGAUUAAUUGGCAUGAUCAGCAGUGCAGGCUGUCUCAGAUUCGAGGGCAAUGGCUGAUAGACGCGGUGCUUCAUGUUAAUAAAAAGUUGAGUGUGAAGAACAAUGAUCUGGUGCUCUACGCCAUAACUAGGAUCGAUAUUUCUCACAAUUCUAUAACGACCGUACCGUCGCUGAUUUUUUAUCUCCAGAGCUUGAAGUAUUUGAACAUGGCGCAGAAUAAAAUAGACAAUUUAGUUGCCGAGCCGAGUAAUCCUCGGGAGAAAUUGUGUCCUGUGUUGGAAGAAAUUUACUUACAGGACAACCGGCUUGAAACGUUGCCGAAUUUCUUGAUGAACUUGCCAGCACUUGAAAUAAUUGAUGUUUCCAAUAACAAAUUGCAGUGCUUGCCGGAUAAUUUGUGGCAAGCACCAAAGUUAAAAGAGUUGAACGCAUCUUUUAACCUUCUCAGGGACUUACCUAGUCAGGUAUCGCAGAAUAUUUCCCGGCGAGUUCAGCGUGACGAUAUACUGAGCAACAGUCCAAGCAGCAGAAGUAUAAACUCCCAGUUGGGAAUCCCUCACGAAGAUUCCACGGAAUUUGAGUCUUUUAUCAAGCUAGCCAACGCUCAGAUAAUUGAAUUGGAAAGGCCGCAUGUUUGGACAGAAUCCGUUCAAGUAACUGAGAAAAUUUCUGACGACACAGAGCCAGGAACUAGAUCCGUGCUGACGUCGUUAAACUUGGCGCAUAAUUUAUUCACCAGCGUUCCAGUGGCUUUGCCAUGUUUGGCGGUCAAUCUGAUAAGACUCAACAUGGCGUAUAAUUCUCUGAGGUCAAUGAGUCAUAUAACCUCUUACCCAGCUAGUCUGAAACAACUGGACCUGUCGAACAAUCAGAUUUCAUGCUGGCCAAGUCUACCUCAGGUCGACGGAGCAGAUCUAAUGGAGCAGGCCUCGACUGCUUGUUACUGUCCAGCGACCAACAUUCAGUCGCCGAUGGUGUCCAACAACAGGCAAACAACAACCUCAUUGAGGGACGUUGUCUUAAUGUCUGUUUGCACCCACCGGAGACACCUGAGGCUGGAAAAUUUGAGAACGUUGGUGCUGGCCAACAAUUCUCUGACCAGGAUCCAGCUGACUUCAGUCGAUGACGGAGAGUCUCCGAAUGUCGAGGAAGAAAGCAUCGACCGAGACACAAAAAUCGCGUACUCUGGAUCUAAACUGUACUUGUUAUUCCCCAACGUCAGCAUGCUCGAUGUCAGCAGUAACCAGUUGAAGGAGAUCCCGCUCAACAUUUACGAGCUGAACAAUCUCUCGGUUCUGAACAUCAGCGGGAAUGCUGAGAUUACGGAACUGCCUCCUCAGAUGGGUCUUUUGUCGAGGCUGUGGAAUCUCAACACCCAGGGCUGUCGACUUCAGGAACCAUUAAAGUCGAUGAUUGAGUCCAAGAAGUACAAGACCAUGGACGUCGUUGGUUACCUCAAGUCAGUACUAGAGGACGCAAAACCCUACGCUAGGAUGAAGCUCAUGAUUGUAGGUAUCCAAGGAAUUGGCAAGACCAGUCUGUUGGAGCAACUUAGGCAAGAAGGCGAGGUCCCAAAUAAAAAGAAAGCUUCUGAACACUGGACCAAGAGAAUGGGCAACAAGAAUAUCAAUACAAAGACUGCUAAAGGUACCACCAUCUCCACCGUUGGUGUAGACAUUGGAGACUGGAUUUACGAGAAAAAAGUCCGUGGGCAGUCCUCUCAUGGACCUGUUUACUUCCGGACCUGGGACUUUGGCGGGCAAAAAGAGUACUAUGCCACCCAUCAGUACUUUUUGUCGAAACGCAGUCUUUAUAUUGUCGUCUGGAAGAUUAUUGAUGGUCUCAAGGGCAUCAAUGAGAUAUUCCAAUGGUUAGUGAACAUCCAAAGUCGCGCUCCAAACUCUCCUGUAAUUAUUGUCGGGACUCACUACGACGUUUCUAAUGAACAGAGCGAGUCACUUCAGCAAUACAUUCGCGAAAAGUUCAUUAACGUAGUGGACGCUGAGAAGUGCGGGCUGCCGAAAGUGAUGGAGACUAUUGAAAUCAGCUGCAAGACCAGGCACAAUAUUAAGAUGCUUUGUAAUCUGAUUUACGAUGUCGUUUUCAGUCUAAGGUCACCCGGAAGCAAGGAACUGUUGCUGGAGCAACGAGUUCCAGCCAGUUAUCUUGCUCUGGAGGAUGUCGUAGUCCAAUUGGCGCAUGACAGAAAGCUUUCUGGAGCAGAUCCGGUCUUAAAAGCCGACCAGUACUACGCAGCAGUCAAUAAUGAGCUUCACAAACUUCACAGGUCGUUUCGAGACCCAGCAGAGUUGCAUCAGGCGACGCUCUUUCUUCAUGAAAACGGAAUCAUUUUGCACUACGACGACGCAACGCUUCGUGAUUUGUAUUUUCUUGAUCCUCAAUGGCUCUGCGAUAUGCUAGCUCAUGUAGUGACCAUUCGCGAGAUAAAUCCCUUCGCCAGGUGCGGAAUCAUGAAGCUAGAUGACAUUCAGCAUGUCUUCAAGUCAUCCACAAUGUCCUCGACAGACACUCAGGGUUAUAUUGUUAGCUUGCUGAACAAGUUCGAGGUGGCGCUGACCUGGGACUAUCGAACUCUGCUGAUACCAACUUUGUUACCGACAGAGGAAGAUAUCCUGAGGAACAAUCAAUUGAUUAAAAUUCCCGUAAAAACUCGGAGCUGGCACGUCAGAUCCAAAAAGAUAUCCACGCCGACAACACCCUCUUCUGGGAUUUCAAUGGAGAAAAAUAGCAGGAACUGUUCGCUUACAUCAAGACCCCAACCAGACUGCUCGGUCACUCGACUGCUUCUGAUGUCCUAUUUUCCAAGUGGAUUCUGGUCGAGACUUAUUACCAGGAUACUCGCCGACGACGCUAUCGUGGAGAUAGUAAUGUCGUUUAUCUCCCCGUUCAAACAAAUUGUUGAUGAAAGUGUAUUUUCUGCGCUGACCGAUACCCACGCAGAAUGGGUGCUCUGGCAAACAGGUCUCGAGCUUCGGUAUGCAGGUGUGACUCUUCUCAGGCUAAAAGAGGUCAAUUAUAAUCUGAAAAACACACCUUACGACUACAGACAGUUCAAAUUCAAGCUCAAGCAGGACGGAAUUUGGUGUACCGUUGAUCUGAAGAACUCGGCGAUUUUAGAAAUUUGGUUCCCAGUUGAUACUUUGGUGAUAAAACAGCCAAUCUUAUCCGAUUCUGUGGAUGAUGAACCCAUAGGCUACCAGGCGAUUGUCGUCGAACCAAGACCAGAGAGCAUGCCUCAAUUAUUGGCGCUGAUUGUCGACCACAUUGACAUUUUAUUAGAAGACUGGUAUCCAACUUUGGGAACCAGGUUUGUUCAUACUUCUGAAGGAAAGUUGUUAGUGACCAGGUUGAUACCUUGCCCGCGCUGUCUUUUGAAUAACGGUGACCAUGAAGAAACUAGCGAUCAGGAUCCUGAAGACAUUCCCAAGUUUUUCAUGAACAACCGGGAACGGCAGAGCCAGGAUAGUUACAAAUCAGACGGUGAUAGUGGCGUAGGCUACGACAGUUCAGCCUCCAGCAGAAUGCCAUCCUUGGAAGGGCAUCCUGAUUUAAUUCGCCAGUAUCCUAAACCUGAAGCGACCUCACGAUUGCUGGAUGACAAUGUAAAUGGAGAUGAAAUAUGGCUGGGACACAACAACGGGGAAGUUGACAUGCUGUUGGGGACAGAAAAAGGUUGGCUGCAGCACGUCAGAAUAGAAACACCCGUUAUUCCGUACGCAAUGUGCGGGCUCGACGGCUACAUUUGGAUUGGAGACAAUGCUGGACAGAUUCACGUCUACCUGGGAAGUAACUUUGGCUGUGUAGGAAGCUAUAAUCUUGAACCUGAUCAUUAUACCGACUCCAAGGUCAUUGGUUUGAUCCACCUCGAGCAGCUCAAGCAAUUUGCGGUCGCGUUGUACAGUGGGAAGAUUUAUUUGCUCAACAACAAUUUCACGCAGAUGAAAAAGACAGAGAUAGAGACUAAAGUUGUUGGUAAUAUUAAAACUUACUCGUUGACUGCGGUUCAUCGUCGAAGGCGGGUUCUCGAGCUGUGGACCGGUCAGAGCUUCGGAAGAAUAACCAUCUACGUUCUCAAGGACUCCAACUUGGUGGACACCUGUGAAUUGAUCCACAUUCCCAAUGAAACUGCAAGUAAAAAUUUAUUCGCUACUUAUUUAUUGAGCGCUGAAAACUCGGUGCUUAGUUAUACUUACCCUGGGUGCAUCGUCUACCAGUGGGAUGUUGAAACUCGUCAGAUUAUCAACAAACUUGACAUGUCCAAGUUGGUUCCUUGCUCCGAGAGCCUCAAGUCUAUUUCCAUUGAAGAAAACUUGACUACCGAACGCUGCCAAGUGACGGCUUUGGAGGCCUGUUCCAAUCAGCUGUACAUUGGAACUACUUGGGGGUGCAUCGCAGUCGCUGAGUGCAAUUCUUUGAGGCCAAUCACCGUUUUUAGGCCAUUUGAGGGCAAAGUGUGCCAAAUAGUUGCCUUGAAAUCCAAUGACAAAAAGAAAUUGUUCCUCGCUACUGUCGGGCAGGGAUACCGUAGCUUAAUUUCACGAUACACUGAUUAUCCGUUGGAUUGUCUGCUCGCUGAAGAUCUUAAACAUAACAUGUACACUUUAUUGUGGAGGUCCGAGCAUUGGUCAGCUGCCUAG